Molecule: messenger RNA, 1961 nt
Organism: Xenia sp. Carnegie-2017
Lineage: Eukaryota; Metazoa; Cnidaria; Anthozoa; Malacalcyonacea; Xeniidae
Product: putative sodium-coupled neutral amino acid transporter 7
Exons: 8
Coding region: 281-1645 (454 amino acids)
Biological process (GO): amino acid transmembrane transport
Molecular function (GO): amino acid transmembrane transporter activity
Source: RefSeq, a predicted model, not a curated record
GUGUCUUUUGAACCUUUGAUAAAGAAAUUUUGUAAAAACGCAUGAACAAAUCAUGAUACAUAAAUUACGACAAAACAACGUUCAUCCACUCUCGUGAGUUCUUGACAAUUAUUAAUUGGCCAAAGAGCAUUGUCCUAAAUUUAGAUCGCCUGCCACGUUUUAACGAGUUUGAUAGACUUCUUAUCGGAAUGUAUUUUCCUGCGUCACAGAUGAAUAAAAACUGCUUGUUUCAUUUUCCUGUUAUACAUUUUGCAUCAGUAGCGCGACUCAAGACUCGAUAAUGACGAUUGCAUCGCAAAGUAUAUCCUAUCUUAAUGAUGUUUCCAAUGAAGCAAAGAAAAAUCGCUCGUAUCAAAGUGGUGGAAAUAGUCUUUUCGUCAAUGAAAAAGCGUAUGAGAUUAAUUUGAGUGAUUCUGAGGAGAGCAAAAACGCGCAACUUCUUUCAAUACCGCAGGCGAUGUUUUUAAUGGUGAAUUCAACUUUAGGUGCAGGCUUGUUAAGUUUUCCUAUAGCUUAUAGCUAUGCUGGAGGUGCUGUACAAGGACUUCUACUACAAGCGGUGUUUUCCUUAAUCUCGUGUGGCUCAUUGACGAUAAUUGCUUAUUGCCGACAAUUGAAUGACACCAAGAGCUAUGACGAGACUGUUCAUGUUUUCUGUGGACCAGUCAUGUGGAUCAUAAGUCAAAUAUUUUUGAUUAUACACUCUUUUGGUUCGGAUGUGACGUACUUGGUGAUUAUUGGUGAUCAAUUGACCAAAAUUGUUGCUUUCACAAACACCUCAGAUUGGUACAUCGACAGAAAAAUCUUGAUGACUCUCAUUGCAUGUGUUUGUAUAUUGCCUUUAUGCAUUCCAAAACAAUUGAAAAUUCUCAGUUACUCCAGCAUCUUAGGUGGCUUUGCUGCCGUUUUUAUUUCGGUGACAAUCUCGUCAAAAUUUUACUCGGAAAAAUACACGUUCAUCGGAUCGUCGUCACCGUACAAUUGGUCUAAUAUCCAAGGAGCUUUACCAAUCAUCUGCUUUGGCUUACAGUGCCACAUACCGUCAGCCUCUGUGUAUGGCGAGGUGCGCCAGUCGAAUCUAAAACGUUGUUCAAUGGUCAACUUAUUAUCAUCAAUGAUAUCUUUUACAGUCUAUGCUGUAGCGGGCUAUUACGGUUUCAUGACAUUUGGCUACUCAGUCAAAAGUGAUAUUUUGUUAAACUACGAUCCGCGUGAUGUUUUUGCAACAUUGGCACGUGCGUUCAUUGUGCUUAUAAUGAUUACAAGCUUUGCCAUUUAUCUAUUUGUUGGAAGGUAUGCCUUGAUGGGUCUUUGGGGCAGAUUUCGUCGACUGACACCAGCUGAAAAUCAUAAACCUCGGCGACGUGUUGUCGUUUCUGUGUUUUGGUUUUUUUCCUCACUUGGCUUGGCGUUGUUAUUUCCAAAUAUUGGAAAGGCUCUUCAGUUUUUUGGUGGAGUUGCCGCCCAUUUUAUGUUCACUUUUCCAGGUUUGUUUCUGAUUCAAGGCAUCUUGUAUUUUGAACAAUCACAAACAACGUUCAAAAAAUUUGCAUUUCUUACCAUUGGCGCCUUCUAUGUCUUUUUUGGUGUGGCUAUUUUUUCGCAAUCUCUGUGCUACGCUAUCAUGGACGAAUUAAGUGGAUGAAAAUGCAUUUUAAAAUUUGAACAUUCGCCCAUCUGCGAUCGUGAGGACACCCAAUGAAGAAAACUAAAUGAGUUCUGUAAAAUAUUCAAUUAAAAAAAACUGACGAAUGUCUGAUACUAAAUUGUUUGCCAACAAGUAUAGAAAGUAUUCACAAGACAAGAAAGUUUGUUUCAAAGAUAAUCAAAUCAUGUAAACAUAUAGUGUUAAAAAAUGGACAUAGCCUACUUGCAUGAAAGGAACAGUAAAGUAAAUGUAACAACACGUGCUCAACUGUAACGAUACGAAAACUAGAAAAAUUAAAUGUAGUAAAACAAUA